AGUUUGUGAAGAUGAUCCUUCUUCGUUAAAGAAAAGAAAACUUAAGCCUUAUGAACUUCCUGUUUUAGAUGCACAAGGUAGACGCAGAUUUCAUGGGGCUUUCACAGGGGGAUUUUCGGCCGGCUACUAUAAUACGGUGGGCUCAAAGGAGGGUUGGAAUCCCUCUUCCUUUGAACGAGAAAAAAAAUAUAAACCGGAAGAUUUUAUGGAUGAAGAAGAUUAUGGUGAAUUUGGACUUUUGGAAAACAAAAUUGUAACAAAAAAAGCACAUGAAAUCGAUUCCGGGAAAAAAGAAUUUUCGUACACCUGUACAGAAAACUUACUUUCUCCUGUUAAUGAGGGCAUCGGUGUGCAACUUUUAAUGAAUAUGGGGUGGAAGCCAGGACAUGGGAUUGGGCCACGAGUGACUUUUGCUAUGAAGCGAAAACAGUUAAAAAAACACGCGAUAGACGCUCUAGACGACCAACCAGAAUUCGUCAAAGAGCUUACCUUUGCCCCCCACGGGGUGGAUCUAGCACCUCUCCAACCAAAAACCGAUAUGUUUGGGAUUGGCUAUAAACGCCUUAGCAGCGACUCUCUUGGGAGCAUACCAAAAAAAAACUUUUCUGAUAAAGUUCUCUUUUCCGACGUUCUUUCAAAUUCUGCGCGCCAAUCUACUACUAAAAACUUUUGGCUGGGAGCUCUCGAAAAUGCCGAUAAAUACGACGAUGUUUAUGAUUCUGAUCAUUUUUCUCAGUACGAUCAAACUAUUGUUCCAGUAAAACAGAGUAAUGAAAAAAGAAAAAGCCUCGAGGUAAGCCACAAUUAUGAAAGUUUAACGUUUCUCCCUUCGACCACUCUCGACCUUGACGGGUCCGUUUUAUUUCCACCGCCAAAAGUUCCGUCUUCUUUUAGUGAACGCCACGUGUUUACCGACGACAAAGUGGCAUUUAUGUACACUACAAAGAAAAAGUUGUCUUCGGACGAUAGAGGACGGAUGUUGGGAACUUUAGCAGAAAAGAAAGGAUCAGUUUUUUCAUAUUUAAAAAAAGAAAAUGUUGAGCGCCUUAUGGCCUUCCAGCAGCAAAAGAAAGAGGAAAAGGUAAUUUCCAAGUCCAAAACUCGCUGGGAUUCUGAUCAACCUUAUCAGAAACAUUCAAACAGUGAUAAUAAUAAUGAUAUAAAUGAUAAAGAUAAGCAUGAGACGAACAGUACAGAAGUUACUUCAUACAUUUCGGCGGAAGUGGCGAAGGCGGCUUUAGAAAAAAAUAUUCAAUUUUCGACGGAUGAUACGAACAAGCAACAGCGCUACCAACAAUUCUUACAGCUUCACGUGGACGGUACUUUCAAGAGGGAAAAAAUUUGGGGGAAAAGCGCGGGCUUAACAGAGUGGGCCGUUUUGCAAGAACUACAAGACUUUACACGCGCAGCAAUCAUGUUUCAACCAAUGUCAGCGAUCUUUUCAAACCGCUUUGUUUCUGCUACCAUUCAAGACAAUAUUGAGGGCGACGCUCCUCACUUAAAGACGCCUGAAACGCCGCAGGAAGCAGCCGCCCGCCGAGGCACUUAUGGCCAGCUCACACGCACGCAAGAAAUUUGGCUACCAAGUAAGUUGUUGUGCAAGCGCUUGGGGAUCCCAUACAGUCAUGCGACGCCGCCACCACCUAAGUGCCAAUCACGUAAUCCCAUCCUCCCACUUACUUUGUCCGGGCCGCUCGACCCGUCCGCGGCGGCAGCCAUUAGCAAGCCUUUACAGGAAAAUAUUAGCGAAUCCACGUUUGAGGAAUCUGGCGCGAAACCCUCGAUGGAGAUAUUUAAGGCUAUUUUUGAAAACUUUGAUGACGAGGUAGACGAUGAGGAUGACGACGAGCAGCUGACCAAUCCGCUGGAAGAAGAAAAAAAAGAAGAGCAAUAUUUGAAUAAUGCCGAGCAGAAACCCCUGCCUCCACUAAUAAGACCAAUCGGCUCACCGCCCAGCCAACCUAAUAAAAGCAUUCUGGGCCCGUUAAUAAACAUGACUGACCGCUCUGCCGGAAGCCAACCUCCCAAAGAAGAGCCCUCACACGCUGUUACGUACGACUCGGAUUCCGAGUGGACGGAAAAGGAAAUAUUUUCAGAGAAGGAAAGCAGAAAAAAGAAAGAAAAGAAAAAAAAGAAAAAAAAAAUAGUGAAGAAGAAUAAGAAAAAAGACGUCAUUGACGAGUUUCUUAUAGAAAAAAUGAAGACGUUGAAUAAAAAAGAAAAGAAAAAGUUAUUGAAAAGCAUAAAAAGUAAAAAGAAAAAAAAAAAAACAUCGAAAGAGAAAAAUAGUGAACCCCACAAACACAAUACUGACGCUCCACAAGAAAAGCUACCAGAAACAGAACGAACCGGCCGCCGAAUCCGGCCAAAAGCAGCCGAUUUCAUGUAA
Molecule: messenger RNA, 2389 nt
Organism: Zophobas morio
Lineage: Eukaryota; Metazoa; Arthropoda; Insecta; Coleoptera; Tenebrionidae
Product: G patch domain-containing protein 1-like
Exons: 20
Coding region: 206-2389 (727 amino acids)
Cellular component (GO): nucleus
Molecular function (GO): RNA binding
Source: RefSeq, a predicted model, not a curated record